Molecule: messenger RNA, 2408 nt
Organism: Trematosphaeria pertusa
Lineage: Eukaryota; Fungi; Ascomycota; Dothideomycetes; Pleosporales; Trematosphaeriaceae
Exons: 2
Coding region: 151-2352 (733 amino acids)
Source: RefSeq, a predicted model, not a curated record
UAAAGGCCGGCGUUUUGGGGUCCAAAGUUGGAACGCCGCAAGCCGAGAUGCACGUACAGCCGGCCAGGAGCGACUCUACAGGACUAGGGGUUUGUCCAGCUCGACUUGAUAUUAUUUUCUUGUUAGCUUUCCCACACCGAUACACCAACGAUGAGGCCACUUCGUUCAUCGUUCGUCAAAGCCGUCACUCUCUCAUUACUUAUACUCCCCAUCCCUCAAGUGUCUGCUCAGUGCGGUUCCUUGGUAACCUAUCGCCAACAUGCCGACCUGCUCCAAACCGCACCACAAUGCCUCCGCGACGGGUGUAUCGAAGGGCAGAACUCCAGCACUAUUUCAUCACCAUGUCCGUCUUCCUCACCAUGCUACGUCUAUUGGAACAUGUUCGUCGAGCAAUUCGACCAGAAGAAUGCAUGGUGCGCGUCUUGCUCAUCGGACCUCGCAUGUCGAAUUUCAGGCUGGCCAGUUAUGAAUGUCACUGCGGUUUGCGACACGACGCCCAACCAGCUGCUCUUCGGUGGGAAAGGCUGCUGCGUGAGUGGAGAUGAGCCUUUUGAACUCGCAGAAUGGACCGGAAAGCUUUGCAAUGGAUCUGAGUGGAGGGAGCCCUUCGACAUCUGUGGUGGCAUGGCGUGCCUUGACUGGCGGGAGUGGAUUAUGCCAUGGAAUUGGACCGUACGGAACGAGUCACUUCCUCCAGAACAACAUCAAACUUGCACAUCGCCGUCCAAGUACCUUGCCAUAUACGGGGGAGAACAUUUCUUCUGGUUGUUCUUCGCUCUAACCUUCGGCGGGGUACGGCUGCGCAUCGCCCAGCAUGAAGAAAAACACGAUAGGGACGUCUUGCGAUACUUCUUCCUGUCUAUCUGGACGGGGCUCACGAAAAAGUUCAGGCAGAAGGACAUGUCGGAGAAAGAGGUUAGGGUAACGGAAGGCGAGCAAUAUCGACCUCCAUUCACGGAGAAGCUGCGCUGGGGAUUCCCAGUCUGCGCGGGAAUCUUCCUCGCCGGUGCACAGCUUGGCUUCAAUCUUUUCGCGGCACACCUGGUCAAGGAACAGCCCGGCUACCAUGACGUCCCGCUCGGAAUGCUCGCCCUACUCUUCUGCUGCCGGCCGAGGCUCACUUGGCUCUCAUGCCUUCUAGCGCAGAUACCGGACACAUGGCUCAUCAAAAUCUUCGGAUUUGUAGAGAACGGAGACGGAGUAUGGGCAGCCAGAAUGAUUCUAUCAUCCGUCGCCGUUACCUCUGCGGUCACGGAAGCUAUCAUGCAGCUCUUGGGCGGUUACUUUCUCGGACGGGCCGCCCAGGUCGGGAGGGAGCGAGGCUUCUACUACGUUCACCACUUACGACCGAAGUUUAGGGGGAGAGAUGCACGGCACAUGUACCUUGGGGGUCUCUUCUGGGUCAUGCUCUGCAUACCGAUGGUAAUUGCAUUGUUCAUCCUGGCCUUUUUCUUCGGCCAAGUCUUCAACGGCGUGUUGAGCUUUCGGAGAGGACUCUACGACUUCUUCCAUACCAAGACUCCCAACAUGCCUGAGCUGGCUCAAGGCAAGGUGGAAUGGCUGCUGGACUACAUCAAUCCGGAUCCCUUGCCGCCUAAGGAUGAUCCGCCCCCAACUCCGAACCCUUUCGAUGACCAGCCCGUGCAGCUUGAUUCCGACCAGCCUAUUCUCGUGGACCGGCAAUCCUUCUAUGAUCAGCCGCUGCCCUACGGAGGGCCAGGGACCGGCGACCUCUUCAGCGACCAGCCUAUGCCAGUAAGACACGGCAGUUCAAGACGUAGCCGGUACUCCAGGCUGUCACAAUCCGAGUUCGAAGACCAGAUCAUGCCAGUCCCGCGGGCCGCGUCUGGAAGCUACCGCUACCCGUCCGGUGGUUAUGCGCAUGCUGCAACCGGAGUCCAACGACGGACACCCAGUGGAAACCAGUACAAUACCCUCCCUCAGCAUGACGCCCCGGACGAGGAAGGAGACCAGAUCUUGCCACAUCCCCCAUCCCAGCAGCACCCUCGUCGCCAGCCUGAAAUGCGCGAAAUAAGUCGGGGUGAAAGUCACCAUUCUCUCCUUGCGCCUGAGCUCCAAGUCGACCCACCCUCAUCAAGCGCUGGCAGCUCGUCUCGCAAGCGGUCUGAUUACGACGGCAAGCCGACCUGGGGUCUCGCCGAGUGGGAGUCCACGGUUAUCUGGACUGGCGCUAUGCUAGGAUUUUUCGCGUAUGCUAGUCAAUGGUUGUUCUGGGAUGGGUUCGUGAAGGCUGCUGGUGAUCGCUUCUGCCCGCCCGGUCUUGGUAAGGUUGCUGGCGUAUGGGUGACUGGUGCCUUUUUGUAUGUCGGAGCGCCUUUCUUAGGCUAUUGAGGGUCUCGACAUGGAUGGAGAUGGUUGCUUCUGGGUGGUACAAACUAGCAUGCUCG